Messenger RNA from Hydatigera taeniaeformis, 1935 nucleotides. NCBI's taxonomy places the organism in Eukaryota, Metazoa, Platyhelminthes, Cestoda, Cyclophyllidea, Taeniidae. The record is from the annotation of a GenBank genome assembly.
AUGGUCUGCCCGUCUCCUCAACGUACCAAAUGUAAAGGUAAAGGAAGCAACGCCAAUACUUUAACUGAUAUUGAGCCCGAGGAGCAAUAUGAAUUCGCUCAAUCUGUAACAAAGUAUACUGAAGUUGAGUCUUUUCUCUCCUUUAAACUUUCUAAACCGCUUUUAAAAUCAAUUACGGAGAUGAAGAUCUUCAAACCAACUCCUAUACAGUGUGCCUGCAUCCCCGUGGGGUUACUUAAUCGUGACAUUUGUGCCUGUGCAAGCACGGGUUCUGGGAAGACAUUGGCUUUCUUAAUUCCUAUCAUUGAGAGAAUGGUAUUUGCGCCGUUCUCAUGUCGUAGCUCGACAAGAGCCCUCAUUAUCAGCCCGACUCGUGAACUAGCUGUUCAAAUUUUUAAAGUGGCUGAACAUUUAGUCAAACACUGUCCACGACUCAAAAUUCAGCUGGCUGCGGGUGGACUUGAUUUAUCCUCGCAGGAAGCCAAUUUGCGUAAGAAUCCUGAUAUUGUUGUGGCGACUCCAGGUCGGCUGAUCGACCACCUCUCGAAUGCACCGAGUUUCACGCUUAGUGGAGUUGAAUAUCUGGUCUUGGAUGAGGCUGAUAAACUUCUUGAUGAGUAUUUCACUGAACAAAUCAAAGAAAUUGUCCAGCAUUGUGGCUCCCACCGACAAACUCUGCUUUUUUCAGCGACGAUGACUGAAACGGUGCGAGAAUUGGCGACAGUGUCGCUGAAGAAUCCUGUGCGUAUCUUUCUUAGCCAAGCGACAACGGUAGCUGAUCGACUAGCUCAGGAAUUUGUGCGUAUUCGUUCUCACCGUGAGGGUGAUAGGGAUGCCAUUUUGGCGGCGUUGUUGGUGCGCUCCUUUCCAUAUCGCACCAUUGUUUUCCUACCUACCAAAAAGGACUGUCACCGCAUCCAUAUCCUCCUUGGAUUAAUGGGUGUCAAGUGUGCUGAGCUGCAUGGAGAUAUGAACCAGGCACAGCGCUUGGAGGCUCUCCGUCGUUUUACCGAUGCUGAAGUUCUGAAAUCGGAGGCCAUUGAAAAGGCAGGCAUGGAACCUUCUGGCGUUCAGGGCUGCUCUGUGCCCCCCCCUGCCGAUGUUCUUUUAGCCAGUGAUUUGGCUGCUCGCGGUUUGGAUAUUCCAAGCGUUCAGACCGUUAUAAACUACAAACUUCCGAAAACCAUCAAAUCAUACGUUCAUCGCGUUGGUCGAACUGCUCGUGCUUCCAAAUCGGGUAGAGCUGUGUCUUUGGCCGGAGAAUCGGACAGAAAGUUACUUAAAGCCAUAGUCAGGAACGCUCCUUGCCCUGUCAAAGUGCGUGUCGUACCGCAAGUGGCUCGCGAUGUGAAGAGGAAACAGAUGGAUGCGAUUAUUGAUUGUUAUGAGUCUCUCCGUUUUCACAUUAUUGCGUUAUCCGUUGCCAUCGUUCUCUUCCUCUACGACUGGGUUUCAGAGGACUUAAAGCUCUUGUUAAGACAUGGAUUUUUGUGCAACUUUGCAGAAGUUAUCGCCCAUUUUCAAGCUCGCAUAGACAAAGUUAAGCCGUUCAUGAAAGAGAUUUUGGCCAUGGAGUUGGAGGAGCGCGAACUGAAUGCAGCACAGGCACAGCUAACGAAGGCAGAGAACCUGGUGCUGCGGGGCGAUGCGAAUAGUUCCGCUGCCGGACCGAAAAGGAUCAACUGGUUCUCGGAGAGGCGCACUGCGAAAAGAUCAAGUAAGUCUUGGGCCUCUAUUGACUAUCGAUUCACUAUAUCAAUCGUUCCUAAAGCCCCGUCCCAUUUCACUUGGGAACCUCUCACUUGCUUAGUGCAUUCAUACGGAAAACGUGAAAACUUGCAAAGUUUUUGUGCACUCCAUUCUCUUCUUAUUUUAGCAAAGAGAUCCAAGAGAAGCAAUGAAGUGGGUCACAGGAAACUGCAUCGUAAUGAAUGA